UUUGUUGGAAAAACGCCACUGAAGAUUGUUGACCAGCGUAGCAUAAACGCUGCAUGGGCAACGUUUAGCUCCAUCAAGUUCCCCUCCCUGUCACAUCCACCGAACAUGUAUACACCUUGGUCGGUUGGCAAAAGGGCUGUUGCAUCGCAGCAGGCUUUGAAUUACAGUUGAAAAAUGUUCACCGUCGGUGCGUUUUUGGUUCCCGUGCUUGGUCACUUUCUGUUCGCUGCUCGACUAGUACGGUCGUGUUCUGUCUGGUGCUGGUGCUAGUGUGCAAAGUAGAAGAUACGAGUGACCCAAGUGACGCCAUUGUGUGGAAGAAACUAGCAAGUGUCGCUAAAUUACGGGACGGUUAGAAUCUGCGUGUGUGCGCUCUAUCUUUUUGUCCCCUCAGUUCUUGGGCGCACAGCUUCGCGUUUGCCGAACGUUUUCCAACUAGCGCGAGUCAAAUUGCAUCGUAUCGGGACCGGUAGUGGGUUCCACCAGCGACAACUGUUGCUCCACGACCACGACAGAUUUUUGCUCUUUCUGUACGACGGGGAACAAAAAUCGAGCCUGAAAAUGCCGAACAAGUCCCACCACAGCUCGCGCGCGACGUUUCGCCGGCCGGCACAGGGCGAUAGGGAAAUAAACGCGCCGGGGCAGCAAAACGACGGUUCGCAGCCGUCGGGGACGGCGGUGCAGUUGCCAACGCUGGGGACGAAUUUGGAUUCGCGAUCGCCGGUGCCAUCGACGAGCGGUACGCCAUCAGCAGGUAUCAGCAUGGAUCCCUGUCAUGAAGCAGUCUACGUUGCGGAUUCGGACUCGGAAUCUGAGGGGGAACCGAUGAAACUCCACGUUCCGCCAUCGGCGCCUAAGACGAGUUUCCCGUUGGCAGCCGAACAGGAUCCGGUCAUGUCGUUGGCUUUUGCUAGCAGUGAUGAGUAUUUCUCCAAUACACUGGGGAAACUACCGAGUUUAAGCCGAACGUACCACUGUAGCAAACCACCAUGGAUGGUCAUUACGGAUAAGCCACAGGGGCCGCUGCUAGACGAUGGCGAUAAGAACUGGAUGUGGAAGCAAUACGACGAAUUGUCGACAUCGGAGACGGUUUCGCCAACGCUUAAAACGGUUGAGCCAGCGCAGGAGAUGUUUGAUGAUACAUCGGAAAUAGUUGAACCCAAAGUUGAGCCUACGUCGGAGAACAUUGAGGCAGGCAUGGUUGAGUGUAAGUCGGAGAUGUUUGAUGAUACAUCAGUAAUAUUUGAGCAUACAGUUGAGCCUAUAUCGGAGACUAUUGAGCCGGAGAUGGCUGUGUCUGAAUCAGAGAUGUUUGAUGAUACAUCAGAAAUAGUUGAGCAUACAGUUGAGCCUAUGUCGAAGACUAUUGAGCCGGAGAUGGCUAUGUCUGAAUCGGAGAUGUUUGAUGAUACAUCAGAAAUAAUUGAGCCCAAAGUUGAGCCUAUGUCGGAGAACAUUGAGCCAGGCAUGGUUGAGUGUAAGUCGGAGAUGUUUGAUGAUACAUCAGUAAUAUUUGAGCAUACAGUUGAGCCUAUAUCGGAGACUAUUGAGCCGGAGAUGGCUGUGUCUGAAUCAGAGAUGUUUGAUGAUACAUCAGAAAUUGUUGAGCAUACAGUUGAGCCUAUGUCGAAGACUAUUGACCCGGAGAUGGCUAUGUCUGAAUCGGAGAUGUUUGAUGAUACAUCAGAAAUAGUUGAGCCCAAAGUUGAGCCUAUGUCGGAGAACAUUGAGGCAGGCAUGGUUGAGUGUAAGUCGGAGAUGUUUGAUGAUACAUCAGUAAUAUUUGAGCAUACAGUUGAGCCUAUAUCGGAGACUAUUGAGCCGGAGAUGGCUGUGUCUGAAUCAGAGAUGUUUGAUGAUACAUCAGAAAUAGUUGAGCAUACAGUUGAGCCUAUGUCGAAGACUAUUGACCCGGAGAUGGCUAUGUCUGAAUCGGAGAUGUUUGAUGAUACAUCAGAAAUAAUUGAGCCCAAAGUUGAGCCUAUGUCGGAGAACAUUGAGCCAGGCAUGGUUGAGUGUAAGUCGGAGAUGUUUGAUGAUACAUCAGUAAUAUUUGAGCAUACAGUUGAGCCUAUAUCGAAGACUAUUGAGCCGGAGAUGGCUGUGUCUGAAUCAGAGAUGUUUGAUGAUACAUCAGAAAUAGUUGAGCAUACAGUUGAGCCUAUGUCGAAGACUAUUGAGCCGGAGAUGGCUAUGUCUGAAUCGGAGAUGUUUGAUGAUACAUCGGAAAUAGUUGAGCCCAAAGUUGAGCCUACGUCGGAGAACAUUGAGGCAGGCAUGGUUGAGUGUAAGUCGGAGAUGUUUGAUGAUACAUCAGUAAUAUUUGAGCAUACAGUUGAGCCUAUAUCGGAGACUAUUGAGCCGGAGAUGGCUGUGUCUGAAUCAGAGAUGUUUGAUGAUACAUCAGAAAUAGUUGAGCAUACAGUUGAGCCUAUGUCGAAGACUAUUGAGCCGGAGAUGGCUAUGUCUGAAUCGGAGAUGUUUGAUGAUACAUCAGAAAUAAUUGAGCCCAAAGUUGAGCCUAUGUCGGAGAACAUUGAGCCAGGCAUGGUUGAGUGUAAGUCGGAGAUGUUUGAUGAUACAUCAGUAAUAUUUGAGCAUACAGUUGAGCCUAUAUCGGAGACUAUUGAGCCGGAGAUGGCUGUGUCUGAAUCAGAGAUGUUUGAUGAUACAUCAGAAAUUGUUGAGCAUACAGUUGAGCCUAUGUCGAAGACUAUUGACCCGGAGAUGGCUAUGUCUGAAUCGGAGAUGUUUGAUGAUACAUCAGAAAUAGUUGAGCCCAAAGUUGAGCCUAUGUCGGAGAACAUUGAGGCAGGCAUGGUUGAGUGUAAGUCGGAGAUGUUUGAUGAUACAUCAGUAAUAUUUGAGCAUACAGUUGAGCCUAUAUCGGAGACUAUUGAGCCGGAGAUGGCUGUGUCUGAAUCAGAGAUGUUUGAUGAUACAUCAGAAAUAGUUGAGCAUACAGUUGAGCCUAUGUCGAAGACUAUUGAGCCGGAGAUGGCUAUGUCUGAAUCGGAGAUGUUUGAUGAUACAUCAGAAAUAAUUGAGCCCAAAGUUGAGCCUAUGUCGGAGAACAUUGAGCCAGGCAUGGUUGAGUGUAAGUCGGAGAUGUUUGAUGAUACAUCAGUAAUAUUUGAGCAUACAGUUGAGCCUAUAUCGGAGACUAUUGAGCCGGAGAUGGCUGUGUCUGAAUCAGAGAUGUUUGAUGAUACAUCAGAAAUAGUUGAGCAUACAGUUGAGCCUAUGUCGAAGACUAUUGAGCCGGAGAUGGCUAUGUCUGAAUCGGAGAUGUUUGAUGAUACAUCAGAAAUAAUUGAGCCCAAAGUUGAGCCUAUGUCGGAGAACAUUGAGCCAGGCAUGGUUGAGUGUAAGUCGGAGAUGUUUGAUGAUACAUCAGUAAUAUUUGAGCAUACAGUUGAGCCUAUGUCGGAGACUAUUGAGCCGGAGAUGGCUGUGUCUGAAUCAGAGAUGUUUGAUGAUACAUCAGAAAUAGUUGAGCAUACAGUUGAGCCUAUGUCGAAGACUAUUGAGCCGGAGAUGGCUAUGUCUGAAUCGGAGAUAUUUGAUGAUACAUCAGAAAUAAUUGAGCCCAAAGUUGAGCCUAUGUCGGAGAACAUUGAGCCAGGCAUGGUUGAGUGUAAGUCGGAGAUGUUUGAUGAUACAUCAGUAAUAUUUGAGCAUACAGUUGAGCCUAUAUCGGAGACUAUUGAGCCGGAGAUGGCUGUGUCUGAAUCAGAGAUGUUUGAUGAUACAUCAGUAAUAGUUGAGCAUACAGUUGAGCCUAUGUCGAAGACUAUUGAGCCGGAGAUGGCUAUGUCUGAAUCGGAGAUGUUUGAUGAUACAUCAGAAAUAAUUGAGCCCAAAGUUGAGCCUAUGUCGGAGAACAUUGAGCCAGGCAUGGUUGAGUGUAAGUCGGAGAUGUUUGAUGAUACAUCAGUAAUAUUUGAGCAUACAGUUGAGCCUAUAUCGGAGACUAUUGAGCCGGAGAUGGCUGUGUCUGAAUCAGAGAUGUUUGAUGAUACAUCAGAAAUAGUUGAGCAUACAGUUGAGCCUAUGUCGGAGACUAUUGAGCCGGAGAUGGCUAUGUCUGAAUCGGAGAUGUUUGAUGAUACAUCAGAAAUAAUUGAGCCCAAAGUUGAGCCUAUGUCGGAGAACAUUGAGGCAGGCAUGGUUGAGUGUAAGUCGGAGAUGUUUGAUGAUACAUCAGUAAUAUUUGAGCAUACAGUUGAGCCUAUAUCGGAGACUAUUGAGCCGGAGAUGGCUGUGUCUGAAUCAGAGAUGUUUGAUGAUACAUCAGAAACAGUUGAGCAUACAGUUGAGCCUAUGUCGGAGACUAUUGAGCCGGAGAUGGCUAUGUCUGAAUCGGAGAUGUUUGAUGAUACAUCAGAAAUAAUUGAGCCCAAAGUUGAGCCUAUGUCGGAGAACAUUGAGGCAGGCAUGGUUGAGUGUAAGUCGGAGAUGUUUGAUGAUACAUCAGUAAUAUUUGAGCAUACAGUUGAGCCUAUAUCGGAGACUAUUGAGCCGGAGAUGGCUGUGUCUGAAUCAGAGAUGUUUGAUGAUACAUCAGAAACAGUUGAGCCCAAAGUUGAGCCUAUGUCGGAGAACAUUGAGCCAGGCAUGAUUGAGUGUAAGUCGGAGAUGUUUGAUGAUACAUCAGAAAUAGUUGAGCCCAAAGUUGAGCCUAUGUCGGAGAACAUUGAGCCAGGCAUGGUUGAGUGUAAGUCGGAGAUGUUUGAUGAUACAUCAGUAAUAUUUGAGCAUACAGUUGAGCCUAUAUCGGAGACUAUUGAGCCGGAGAUGGCUGUGUCUGAAUCAGAGAUGUUUGAUGAUACAUCAGAAAUAGUUGAGCAUACAGUUGAGCCUAUGUCGAAGACUAUUGAGCCGGAGAUGGCUAUGUCUGAAUCGGAGAUGUUUGAUGAUACAUCAGAAAUAAUUGAGCCCAAAGUUGAGCCUAUGUCGGAGAACAUUGAGCCAGGCAUGGUUGAGUGUAAGUCGGAGAUGUUUGAUGAUACAUCAGAAAUUGUUGAGCAUACAGUUGAGCCUAUGUCGGAGACUAUUAAGCCGGAGAUGGCUGUGUCUGAAUCAGAGAUGUUUGAUGAUACAUCAGAAAUAGUUGAGCAUACAGUUGAGCCUAUGUCGGAGACUAUUGAGCCGGAGAUGGCUAUGUCUGAAUCGGAGAUGUUUGAUGAUACAUCAGAAACAGUUGAGCCCAUAGUUGAGCCUAUGUCGGAGAACAUUGAGCCAGUAAUGGUUGAGUGUAAGUCGGAAAUGGUUGAGCACACACCGGAAAUAGUUGACUUAACAGUUGAGCCUAUGGCAGAGAUUGCUGAGCCUAAGUGCGAGAUGUUUGAGGCAAAGCUGGAGGCAGAUGAGCCUACACAGGAGACGAUGGAGUCUACGCCUAGAACGGUUUCUCCAGCGUCGUGGCUCGUUGAGUCAAAGUUUGAGCCGUAUAUUCCACCGCUGUGGACGGGUUCUCCAGAGCAAGGGACAGAUUUGCUAACGUCGGAAACGGUUCCGCCACCACCGUUGUCAACGGUGAACGAAUUAUGCGAUGACGUAAUAUCCGUCCACGGGUCAUCGACGCGCACGGCGAACCAACCGGCCGGCCCGAUACAGCUGUCGGAGGCGGGGCGCGUACCGUGGGAUGGGCGCACGCGCCGCGUACCCCCACCGUCGGCAAAGCAACGGUUUGAAGCGAAGCUCGCCCGCAAACGCUCGCUCUCCCGCAGCCCACCGCCGCCUACGCGACGCGAAAUUGAAGUUGUGCUGCCGCUGCCGCCGCCCUCCGACGAGGAGGAAAGUGAGGCAGAGGACGAGGGACAAUCGAAACCGUAGGGGAUGUUAUCGAACAUCCGGGGGUGUUGUUACAAUACUAGAUAUUAGAGUUAGAGUAGAAACAAAUUUUCUCGAAGCGCCUCGCAAAACCACAAAACUGCGCCGGUCAUUUUCCACGAACGCCUUAGGUAGCGUUUGGGCGGCAGAUUAACUUAUUAUUGUUUUAUACUUAGACAAGCGACCACUCGCAUUAUUUAUUACUGAUGAACUAAAACACAUGUUGCCUCGCCAGGUAGAGCAAAUUGUUCGAUAGAGAGACAUAUAAAAUAAUUUUAUUAGUUCCAUAUAAUGUUACAUUCCUCCGGGUUCGUACUGUUGCUGUUGGUUGGGGUUUUUUUAAACACACUUACACCGCCAAUAUGAAUAGUAUAUAUAUAUAUAUAUAUAUAUAUAUAUGUAUAUAUAGAUGGUAUAUAGGUAUCUGUUUUCCCCCGUGCCCAAAUUUUCGGAUGAGCGCACUUUGUGCGGGCAUUCCAAUUUGAAUUCCAACUAGAAUGCGUGCUCAUUUGGGUUCGUGACUGGGGCUACGGGGGUGGGGUGUAGCAGCUGCAGGAUAGAUCGAAUCGCUCAUAUAUUGGGGACACGGUUUUUUUUUUGGAUUUGUUUCUCACUACUUAUGCCUACACUAUCUUAGUAACAGGAUUUAUCAUUCGCUCGCCUGCGGGAGCAAACGCUUUGCCGCCGGAGCGCUGUAGCGCUGUUUGAAAACCGAAACAACAACACAAAAUGGCUCGUGUAGAGAAGAGGGCGAUGGGUGAGAGUGGAUGGGCGGUAGGACAAUCAGUAUUUGCUCGCUGCCAUUCUGGCUUUAAUUACAUUUUCCUACGGGUGGCCUAACAAACCAG
Anopheles arabiensis is the source of this 6683-nucleotide messenger RNA. RefSeq lists its product as uncharacterized. The record is from RefSeq and is a predicted model, not a curated record. NCBI's taxonomy places the organism in Eukaryota, Metazoa, Arthropoda, Insecta, Diptera, Culicidae. The coding region runs from base 562 to 5838 and encodes 1758 amino acids. The transcript has 7 exons.